GAUACGUAAACAGGAUACGAUAUAACAAUAAUGUUUCGCAAUUAUUCGGUAAACUUGUAAACGACAGACGUGUGUUUUCUUUUUUUAUCAUUUAAUUGGCGUACUCUGUUCGACGGCGAGUGAGUGAAAACGAGUGUAAUGAAUGCGGCCAAGUCCUCGACCGAACAAUCGCGAUUCAUCAACAGGCCGACCCGAGCGACCCGGAGUGUUGGUCGCGGUUAAACGGAUUAAUUCAUUUGUGCCACCCGCCACGGCAAAGCGAGGCAAUCAAGUGAAACUGCCAGACAUAAUACCAAACAAAACAAUAACAAUAUUGCCGGAUACUUGUAUUAAACGGUAGCAAUUGAUUGAAAAAAGAUGCAGUGGCUAGCCUUAAUAAUUUGCCUUUACGCUGGAGUAGCCAGUGCACGUACAGAGGAGGACCAGCAAACGUCGAGUGCAAGUGGGGUCUCGAAUUCUCUUCCAGAACAGUGUUUUUACAGACACCCGAUAGAUUGUCCAACUUCGGAUACAAGAUGUCCCUGUAAGAGAAUCACUCUUGCAAAUAUACCGGAGGGCAAUGCUGCGCUUUGUUGUAAUACGGAUCAACAAAGUCUAGAAGAUGGUCUCUCUUGCAUAGGAUUUCAACAUUCAAACAUAAGUUACGUUCACAUACGUAAUGCAACAUUGGAUGUAUUUAAUGUAAGCGAAGUUCGUUGGAGGAUGCUGAAAUCUCUGGCCAUAACCGAUGGCAAGAUUAAUCGACUGCGGGGACAGUUUCGCAUGAUGACACCUAUACAAUGUCUGAAUCUUUCAAAUAAUGAACUACGCGAGGUAGAGAAUAAUUCGCUGACGCGUUUGGUGCAACUCACUACGUUGGAUCUGUCUUAUAAUAAACUCACUUACCUUCCAGCUUUAAAUACGAUGAACGGUCGAGAAUUCUGGUUAGACAUCUCUGGAACAAAUAAACUUUCAUGUCAUGAUGUAUAUCAUUAUAUCAAUAAAACUGGCGAAAAGCAAAUCACAUUUAAUCGCGAGAAUGAGACAGUGUGUUCCUCUAUGGCAACGUGGCAUUGGUUCAAUACCACUGAACAAGUGCCUCUUUCGCAGGUUCUUUACCUCAGUUUGUUGCAAACAGAAUGUCCGAAAGGUGACACCUGGCAAUGUCAGUGUGAUAUUAGAAGACUAGACAUAAUCGAAGGUAAACCACCUACACACGCUGUAAGUGUAGAUUGCAGCGGAAUGCAGCUGACAGAACUACCUGAGAAAUUACCACAAAACACUAUAGCCCUGAAUGUUUCCUAUAAUAAUAUUACAGUUCUAGAUGAUCUCAGUACUAAUCCGUGUUACGAGGAUCUACGAGAGUUUUAUGCGGAUUAUAAUAAUAUCUCCUCGAUCAACAAAUUGGAAGGUUCUAAAUUUUUGGAUAAUUACGCAAUUUUGAGUUUACGAUACAAUAAAAUUAAAUCAUUACCAACAUACAUAUUAAGUCCAAGUGCACACCAUAAAAACUUCUUGAGUUCGAGAAAUUUGGUCAGAUUAGGAGGUAACAAGUUGCAUUGUGAUUGUAAUACUGCUAAACAUUUAAAGGCAUGGUUACAAACGCGGAUAUUGGACUCCGAUGAAGUAAUGUGCGAAAAUGUAAAGGAAAAAGUUGUAGAUCUAGAACCAUCGAAGAUGUGCGUGUAUCCGGGAGACUGGACGGAUUAUAUAUAUUAUAUUAUCGCUACUGAGGUGAUACUAUUAAUAGGUUUGAUUGCCAAAGUGUCCUAUGAUUACUGGGUGUUCAAAACGGCAGGAUAUCUUCCAUGGCCGGCGAAUAAGAUGCCAAAAUUACCAUGCGAUUGGUUAUUCGAAACAUAGACUGUAUAAGUACGUAUAAUGAGAAUUUCUAACGUACAAUGAAACUGUGCAAUAAAAAUAUACAAUUAGGAUAUGUUAAAAGUGCCUUUGUAGUGCGUUUGGAUAUUUUAUCAAAUGUCCAGCACUUUUAGACAAUAUUUUUAUCUAGCUCUUCUAGAAUUU
Messenger RNA from Cyphomyrmex costatus, 2004 nucleotides. It is a transcript of the gene hfw, whose product is annotated as leucine-rich repeat domain-containing protein hfw. The transcript is spliced from 9 exons. Gene Ontology annotation, cellular component: plasma membrane. Lineage: Eukaryota; Metazoa; Arthropoda; Insecta; Hymenoptera; Formicidae. The record is from RefSeq and is a predicted model, not a curated record. Gene Ontology annotation, molecular function: protein binding. The coding region runs from base 358 to 1842 and encodes 494 amino acids.